This is a messenger RNA of Moneuplotes crassus, 936 nucleotides long. Lineage: Eukaryota; Ciliophora; Spirotrichea; Euplotida; Euplotidae. The record is from the annotation of a GenBank genome assembly.
UUUUGUAAAAUGAAUGCUGAGCUCAAAACUACACAUUUACUGUCUGGAAUAAGAGAUCUAUCCUCACGUAAAAUGAGAUUUAUUUCACCAUCAAAUUGGAAGAGGAAUCAGAGGAAGAAAUUGAAUAUUAGUUUUCCUACUGCAAGCUCAUGUGUUACGAAUCAAAAUAUUUUGAGGUAAUUUUUCACUUUCCUCACUGAUCUCUGGCAAUAUAGAGUCUAUAUGAACCGCCUUCCAGAGGUUGUAAAGCGGCCUGCAAGAGCUAGAGGGCAGAAAGCCAUGUCUCAAAGAAAUCGAAACAAAAAAGAAUUUAGAUCAGUAGGACCAGAUGAUAAAUAAGACUAGAAUGCUGAUGAAAUUCGCUUACAGAUCUCCUCGCAGGAACAACAGAAGUCGUCUAAAUUCCUUAGAGAAGAGGAAGAUCAUCGAAAUGCCAAGUAUCGAGAGAACUCCAAUCCUUAACAGAAAAAUUUGCAGCAUUUCUAAGCCAAAAGAUCUGCCUACCAAUCAAGAAUGAGCUAGAAACACUGUAUUAGAGACCAAGACAGAUGAGUCAGGUAAAACCGAGAUGAAACAGCAAAUCAGAAAGCUUAUUCAACAGAAGAAGGCUAAAUUUGACAAUAUAUUCCAAAAGGUAAUAAUGGCUGUUAUUACCGAGAAUGGUAGAUCCAGUCUUACUGUAGCUCGACUUCCGUGGGCUAUAUGCCUAGAGUUAAUAUCAUUCAGUCUAAUUUCUUACAGGAGUUCAGCAACUUUCUUAUUAAAAAUCCUGCUGAAAGAACAAAGACAGCAGCCGAUCAAUUUAUGAGAACUACCCGCUCAAAUUUCUUCAGAUGAAAAAGAGAGGGUGAAAUCACCAAAGAUCAUACUGAAAGUUAACUGAGAUAUCUCAAGCCGGAAUAUCUUUUUCAAGUAAAAUACCACAUCCAAUUUCAA